Cydia fagiglandana is the source of this 1106-nucleotide messenger RNA. RefSeq names its product metaxin-2. The transcript is spliced from 6 exons. The coding region runs from base 35 to 1048 and encodes 337 amino acids. The record is from RefSeq and is a predicted model, not a curated record. Gene Ontology annotation, biological process: mitochondrion organization. Gene Ontology annotation, cellular component: SAM complex; cytoplasm. Lineage: Eukaryota; Metazoa; Arthropoda; Insecta; Lepidoptera; Tortricidae.
UUGCCAUUUAAUUAAAGAAACAGCUCAAAUCAUAAUGAUUUCAAAGGAAACGAAAUUCAAAAAAUCUGGCCCUUCGGUUAGGCCAUUAAAUUCUACAAGAACUUCGCGGUCUAAUUCACCACGCACCAGACCCAGAGAACAGAUUUUUGAAAGAUAUGUUGAUGUAAUUGAUUUAAAAUCAGAUAUUACCACCUUUACAAGGCAAUCGGAAAGACCAUUUACAAACUUUGAUGAAGAAGAAUUGGCUUUUGGAGUCAAUCUAAACAGUAACAAAAUUGCAUGCACCAGCGAUAACAAGAAGAAGCUUAUUCUUAUGGCACAAGAACCAUGGCCGGACAAUGUGAAGCUAUUCCAGCCGUACGAGGUGGAGCAAAUACUGCUCCCGGAUAAUGCCAGCUGCCUGGCCGUUCAGGCCUUUUUGAAAAUGUGCAACCUCCCCUUCGAAGUAGAGAUGCGCUGGAACGCCGAGUUCAUGUCUCCGUCCGGUCGCGUGCCCUUCAUCAAGUGCGGGGCCUUCGUCGUCUCGGAGUUGGAGCCUGUAGCUCAGUUCGCCGCCAACAAAGGAGUCUCACUCUGCGGCCAGCUCAGUUCUGAGGAGAAGGCUGAGAUGCGAGCUUACAUGAGUCUUAUUACUAAUGUGCUGGUCAACGCUGAGCUGUGGAUAUCCUGGAUAGAUGACGAAACCUACAACGCAGUGACCAAAGUGCGCAACUCUUCAGUCUACCCGUGGCCGCUGGGCUGGAUCCAGACUCGCACCAAGCGCAAUAUGGUGGCUAAGCGACUUAAGGCUCUGCACUGGCAUGAUAAGACCUUAGACCAAGUUCUGGCUGAUGUGGACCAAUGUUGCAAUUCGCUGAGCCAGCGAUUGGGAGAUAAGGACUAUUUCUUCGGAACCCCAACAGAGCUAGACGCGCUUGUCUUCGGUCACGUGUUCACCGUGCUAACCACCCGCCUGCCGCGUCGCCGGCUAGCCGAGACCAUCCGCAAGCAUGCGCCGCUGCUGGCGCUCGCGCGCCGGGUUGACGAGACUUACUUCAAGCGCCCAUAGCGCCCGAGGGUCCAGGAUAUCUCCACCAAGUUUACAAGCCCUUAGACCGAUAGCAGUU